Messenger RNA from Erigeron canadensis, 1530 nucleotides. RefSeq lists its product as uncharacterized. The record is from RefSeq and is a predicted model, not a curated record. Lineage: Eukaryota; Viridiplantae; Streptophyta; Magnoliopsida; Asterales; Asteraceae. The coding region runs from base 1 to 1530 and encodes 509 amino acids. The transcript is spliced from 4 exons.
AUGUGCAUAGACUAUAGGGAGUUGAAUAAGCUGACGAUCAAGAAUAGGUAUCCGCUGCCACGAAUAGACGAUUUGUUCGAUCAACUUCAAGGAGCGUCGCAUUUCUCGAAAAUCGAUCUUAGAUCCGGCUAUCAUCAGUUGAGGGUACGAGAAGAAGAUGUACCUAAAACGGCUUUCAGAACGCGCUAUGGGCAUUACGAGUUUCUGGUGAUGCCAUUUGGUCUCACAAAUGCGCCCGCCGUUUUCAUGGAUCUAAUGAACCGAAUUUGUAGGCCAUACUUGGACAAAUUCGUCAUAGUAUUCAUUGAUGAUAUUUUGAUAUAUUCUCGUAGUAAGGAUGAACAUGAGAAGCAUUUAAGAAUAAUAUUGCAAUUACUUAGAGACGAGAAGUUGUAUGCUAAGUUUUCUAAACGAAAAGGAAUUCAUGUCGACCCAUCUAAGAUAGAGGCGAUUAAGAAGUGGGAGGCACCAAAGACGCCAACGGAAGUGCGUAGCUUCCUAGGAUUGGCAGGUUAUUAUCGAAGAUUCAUCCAAGGAUUCUCCAAAAUUGCGGUACCUCUGACCCAAUUGACCCAAAAGUCAAGAGAAUUCAUAUGGGGUGAAGAACAAGAGCAAGCGUUCCAAACGCUUAAGAACAUGUUGUGUGAAGCACCCAUACUAGCGUUGCCGGCAAACGUCGUUGCCGAUGCACUUAGUAGGAAGGUGAAUACUAAGGUGCCAAGGGCAAGAAUCAGCUACUUACAAGUAAGAAUGUCUCUAAGAGAUCGUUUCUUAGGAGACCAAGCAAAGGCCUUUGAAGGGAAGAACAUUAAGGAUGAAGCCUUGUGCGGUAUGGAAAUGAGGUUUGACAAGGAUGAUGAAGGAAUCUUAUACUUCAGGGAAGAGCUUGGGUACCGAAGGUCUCCGAUGUGUUGGAUAGAGACGGGCGAAAGAAGUCUAGCUACCGUCGAUUUUGUCCAAGAAACAACGGACAAAGUAGCUAUCAUUAAAGAAAAGCUUAAAGCCGCCAGAGAUCGGCAAAAGAGUUAUGCGGAUCAAAGAAGGAAGCCCCUAGAAUUUGAAGUCGGCGACAAAGUGCUCCUAAAGGUGUCGCCAUGGAAAGGAACAGUGAGAUUUGGUAAGAGAGGAAAGUUAAGUCCUCGAUACAUUGGGCCAUUUGAAAUUGUGGCUAGAAUAGGCCCUGUGGCCUAUAAGUUGAAAUUACCCCAAGAAUUGGGAGAUGUUCAUGACACUUUCCAUGUGUCAAAUUUAAAGAAAUGCGUGGCGGAUGAUUCGAAAGUAGUUCCACUCGAGGAACUACGAAUGGAAGAUAAGCUCCAAUUUCGCGAGGAACCAAUAGAAGUUCUUGACCGCGAUGAGAAACGCCUUAAGAGGAGCAAGAUCCCUAUAGUUAAAGUCAGAUGGGAUACAAAGCGCGGACCCGAAUUUACAUGGGAGCGCGAGGACUUCAUACGUGAGAAAUAUCCGCACUUACUCCCUAAGCAAACUCAAAUUCCGGGACGGAAUUCUUCUAAGGGGGUAAGGAUGUAA